GAAAUUUAAAACGUAAUGCAAACAGCUGAUUUUGCCGGCCAUUGUAGCCCUGGUUACCUGGUUAUCAGCCGUUCCUUCUGGCCGGUUUAAUGAACCUCUGACCUUUGACCAAAACACGAAUCGAAAGACUAUCUGCUUCGGCAUAGUGUUAAUCAAGCUAUCAAACAUUGGAUAUAACGCGCCAAACCGACGGAUUCAAAUAUCGCCAAAGGCUGCGCCAGCUGUGAAGUUGAACAAAGGAAAAACCGGUUGCCACGGGAACGUGGACGAGACAUUGCGUGUUAAAAGAGCUGGAGCAGCAGCAGUUGGCUGUGGUUCGAUUCGAUUGAUUUUCAGCAAUUGUGCCACGCCGACGACAUGCAGGAGGCAUACGUCAACAUUAACUCAAUACCCACACACAUCUUCACGUGGGGAAAGUGGAUCGAGGAGACGUUGACCGAGAAGGAGGUGGUGAUCUGCAUAACGGGCAAUCCCGGACUGCCUGGCUUUUACACAGAGUUCGCGGGCACACUGCAGAGAGAGUUGGGCGACCUUCCCGUGUGGGUGAUCGGACAUGCUGGCCACGAUGAUCCGCCCGAGGCCAGCAUUCGAGAGGUUCCCCAGCUCAGCGGCAACGAGGAGUUGUUCAAUUUGGACGGGCAAAUCCGGCACAAGAUCGCAUUUAUCGAGAAGUACGUCCCGAGCGAUGUGAAAAUUCAUUUGAUUGGCCACUCCAUCGGCGCCUGGAUGAUCCUGCAACUGCUGGAAAACGAGCGAAUCCGGAAUCGAGUCCAGAAGUGCUACAUGCUCUUUCCCACUGUCGAGCGCAUGAUGGAGACGCCCAACGGCUGGGUCUUCACCAAGAUAGCCAUGCCCCUGUUCGUCUUUGGCUACAUAUUCUUCACGCUUUUUAAUGCGCUGCCCGUUUGGCUCCGUCUGUUCUUCAUACAGAUCUACUUCCAUUUCUCAAUUCCGCGUCAUUUUAUUGGUACUGCCCUAAAGUACUCGAAACCCUCGGUGGCGGAGAAGGUGGUCUUCCUCGCUGAUGAUGAGAUGGCCCGCGUUCGUGGAAUCCAACGCGAGAUUGUGGAACAGAAUCUGGACAUACUGAAGUUUUAUUAUGGUACCACUGACGGUUGGGUCCCCAUCUCUUACUACGAGCAGCUGAAAAAGGAUUAUCCAAAGGUUGAUGCCCAGCUUGAUACGCAGAAGAUUGCCCACGCCUUCGUUCUGCGCCAUUCACAGCUGGCAGGUAUCGUUCGGGACAUGAUCCAAAAGCAUCGGCGUGGAUGAAAACUAAUAUACCCUAGCCAAUUCUGUAGCCCGGUUGGGCUUAAGUUCGAUAGUAGACGACGGGCAAUCCCGGCUCAUUUUUCAUCCCAUGGCUAACAUAAUUAAAUGGACUCGGAUUUUGAUAGUUUUUUACAUUGUUGUCCAGAAAUCAAAUGACUAUAUUCCAAUUAUAGAACAUAAUUUAUAUUUGUUUAGAAGACAACUUUUAACUUGAAAAUAUGUUCGAUUUCUGGGCAAAAAAGUCCUGCAAGCCACUUAGCAAUUCCUCAUGCAUUCUGCACUUGUUUUAUAUUUUUAUUAUUUUUCUGCAUUUCUUGAAGGAAAUUCUAAAUAUAGUCAAAAGUGUUUUACUCA
Molecule: messenger RNA, 1626 nt
Organism: Drosophila serrata
Lineage: Eukaryota; Metazoa; Arthropoda; Insecta; Diptera; Drosophilidae
Gene: sturkopf
Product: lipid droplet associated hydrolase sturkopf
Biological process (GO): lipid storage
Cellular component (GO): lipid droplet
Molecular function (GO): lipase activity
Source: RefSeq, a predicted model, not a curated record